AUGCCUCAUGCAACGGGGCCGGGCCCCACGGAGCCGGAUGAUGCGGACUUUGACAAUGUAAUGCGCCAGAUGAACGGACCCUUCGGGGAAGGCGGCAUGUCGUUCGAUUUCUUGACGAGAGAGUUGGAACCCGGCGAAAAAGCAGACGACGCGAUCGAUUACGAAGACAUCGACGACGAUGAUCUUCCCGAAGAAGAAGAACGAACGGGCGAACUUGCUGCAGAGGACGUAGCCGCGGUUGCGGAUGAUGAGGAGAAGGGUUUGUUCGAAGCGGAGGAUGAUCUCUUUGGGGAUCGCCAGGACCAGCAGGCCCCGGGGGGCGAUGAGCUUGACGAUCUCUUUGGUGAGGGACCGUCUUCACCUGGACCAGUACAGAUGGAUACCACUCGAGACCUGUUCUUCGAGGAAGAGGAAGAGACCAAGCCUCCCGUCCCAGCCAAGCCUGCCGAAGCGCUCGCGCCGGAACCCGAGCCGAUGACGAUGGAGGAGGAUGAAGAUGAACCGUUUGAGGAUGAUGGAACUGUAACUCCUACUGCGGAGGACAUGGAUCCUGCGGCUCUCCGAGCAUGGAAACUCCAGCAGGCUUUGUUUGCCAUGUCGGCAUACGGUCCGGAUAACCCGCCGGCACCUCCGGAGAACGUCGAGGAACUAUUACACUCUUUGUUCCCCAAGUUCGAUCGCAAAGCUCUCCCACGCUUUCUCGAACUCAUCCCUCACAAGAAGGCUUUCUUCCUUGGCAAGCAGCCACCGAAACCUCCGAAGCCCGUUCUGCCGAGCAAAUUACAUAUCGAACUGUCACAAGAUCAGGAGAGAAUUUUCAAGGCAGGGGGUCAGUCGCAUAAGCGGUCUCUGGAUUCGGAGCAUCUAGGAAUAGUCACCAUCGCCGAGAUUACUCAGGAAGAGGAGCCGGUCGAAUCUAGGGACGAGGCUGACCACGACACCGAUACUGACGAAGUUCUGCCUGGUGGCAUCACAUUGCAGGAUCUCCGUGUCGUGUGCUCUAACUGGGAGAUCAAGGAUGAUAUCUCCAUCAUGGACAUUGAUGAAGAGCCUGCCAAGGACGCUGUGGAGUCUGCUGAUGAGGAGGACUGGCUUGUGGAGACCGCCCGUCCGGCAAAGAAGCGCAAGCUCGGUAGAGAUCCCAUGGACGUGAUUGCGCUCUCUCACAUCGACCUGCCUUUGCUCGAUGACCCAGAGCAAGCUACCGUGCGGAUCGCUAAGAAGGUGACAAUCGACAUGAACGACCCCUUCAUCCUUCUCGAUGAGCGCGGUCCCGAGACCGUUGCCCCGAAACCCAAGGCUUUGGGCGAUCUCAAUCGGGAAGAAAUGGAUGUCAAUGUCACGCGGCGUCUCUCAUCGCGCUACAACAUUUCCAACGAUCAGGCGUACGAUAUGCUCAAGCAGAAUCAUCAGAACAAGAUCCGCAGCACGCUCGGCAAUGUCACUCUCGAACACAGUAUGCCCGCCCUUCGUCUGCAGUGGCCCUACUACAAGACCGAGUUGGCCAAAGCCGAAGCCAGAUCUUUCCACCGUCCUGCCUUGUCCUUCCGGCCUGGUCAGACCUGUUGGUUCAAAAAUCCUGCGUACAUCAAGCGCAAGCAUCAAAAGGGCAAGGACGCCAAGACUCUGUAUGACUCGACCAAGGCUUUGUCUAUGGCUGACAACUCCAACGUGCUGUUAGUGGAGUAUUCCGAAGAGAGCCCCUUCAUGCUCUCCAAUUUCGGCAUGUCCAAUCGAUUUAUCAACUACUAUCGCAGAAAGAGCAUGGAGGACUCUACCCGUCCAAAAGCCGAGAUAGGCGAGACGGUCGUUCUCCUCCCUCAGGACAAGAGUCCCUUCUCCAUCUUUGGUCAUGUUGAUCCCGGAGAGAUCACACCGACUAUCUCCAACUCCAUGUAUCGCGCACCUCUUUUCCAGCACCAACCGAGAUCAACAGAUUUCCUUGUUGUACGCAGCAGCACCGGCACCGGUGGCAGUGACUACUAUCUGCGGAACAUUGAGCAUCUCUACGUCGCGGGACAGCAGUUCCCAUCCGUCGACGUCCCUGGUCCCCACUCGCGAAAGGUCACAACUGUUGCAAAGAAUCGCAUGAAGAUGCUUGUGUAUCGACUGCUCAAGAAGAGUCCGGACUUGAGACUAUCGAUAAGUGAUGUCACCGCCCAUAUACCAGGCACAAGCGACAUGCAGAACCGUCAGAAAGUGAAGGAUUUCCUUCAACACGACAAGGACUCCAAGUACUGGGUGCCCUUGGAGCCAGUCCCCGAGUCUGAUACAAUCCGCUCAUGGGUCCAACCGGAGGAUGUGUGUCUCCUUGAAGCCAUGCAGGUCGGCCAGCAGCACCUCCAUGAUACGGGCUACGGAAAUGACGCGGAGACUGGAGGCGACGAGGAUGAGGACGGCGAAGGCGAAAGCUUUGAGCAGCAGAUGGCACCUUGGAAGGCAACCCGCAACUUCCUCUUAGCAUCUCAGGGCAAGGCAAUGCUGAAACUACAUGGAGAAGGUGAUCCUACCGGCCGUGGCGAAGGUUUCAGUUUUAUCAAGACCUCCAUGAAGGGCGGGUUCAAGGCCAUUGGAGAGAGUGUGGAAGACAAGUUGGAUGCCCAGCGAUUGAAGGAACUGGGCGGCCACAGCUACAAUGUCGCGAGACAACAAAAGUCCUAUGAAACAUCCAUCCGCCGAAUCUGGGACGCCCAGAAGGCCAGUCUGUCCUCAACAGUGGAACACUCCGACGACGAAAGCGACAUCGAUCGCGAAAUGGAAGAGGAGUUCAACAAACCCACCCCGCGUUCGGAGGCUCCGACGCCGGCGCCCAAUCGGCGCGAUGACGAAACUACCAGUCAGUUCAGCAAGAUCAGCAUGGCAGACCAAAAAGGCAAGGUUUUGCGUAUCGUCCGCCAGUUCAGAGAUGAGAGGGGCGAAAUCGUCCAGAAAGAGACAACCGUGUGGGAUCCGCGUGUCAUUCGACACUACAUGCAGCAUCGUCAUAAGAUGGAAGCUCUGACCACCAAACUCGAAUCCCUCCAACCAACCGGCGAUCCCGAGAUCGAUGCUCGCAACAAGAAACUUCUCGAAAACGAACUCAGCCGUCUCAACCGCAACAAGGAACGCCGCUUCGCGCGCGAGAAGCAAAAGGGCGCCUUCAAGUCCUCGACAGGCGACUCCCCGGCCGACGGCGCCAAGGCAGCUGGAACCCAGCGCAAAUGCGCCAACUGCGGCCAAGUCGGCCAUAUCAAGACUAACAAGAAGCUCUGUCCCCUGCUGAACGGGACUAUGAAACCCGAAGAUCGCGUCAGUGACUCUGCGUUCGCCAUGGGUGCUCCUCCUGCUAUCUGA
Aspergillus lentulus is the source of this 3333-nucleotide messenger RNA. Its product is annotated as putative transcription initiation factor TFIID 111 kDa subunit. Gene Ontology annotation, molecular function: TBP-class protein binding; methyltransferase activity; RNA polymerase II general transcription initiation factor activity. Gene Ontology annotation, cellular component: transcription factor TFIID complex. Gene Ontology annotation, biological process: transcription by RNA polymerase II; RNA polymerase II preinitiation complex assembly; 7-methylguanosine cap hypermethylation. The record is from RefSeq and is a predicted model, not a curated record. Lineage: Eukaryota; Fungi; Ascomycota; Eurotiomycetes; Eurotiales; Aspergillaceae.